AGUAACAAAUUCGAAUUUAUCUGGGGAAAAAAUGGCAUUUUUGAGGUCAGUAGUCGCCGCAAGAACGACCGCAGUAGCAGCCGCAGUCGCAAUUCCAGCCGCCUUCGCUAUCUCUUCAGUCGCAUCGUCGUCUCCUUCGUCUUCCACUUCUUUCAAAAGGCUACCCGAAAACCCAUCUUUGGGGUCGCUUUCGCUCAGUCUGUCUGCGGUUCGCGGAGCCGAAAAAUCGGGCCUUUUGAAAGCUGUAGCGAACCCGCCUUCUGUUUCUGUCGAAAUGGAUCCGGAACAAUCGACGCAGCACAACGGCGCCAUAUUGCCAGAAUUACUGACUGAAUUUAUGGUGGAUAUGAAAUGUGAGGGCUGUGUUAAUUCAGUCAAGAAUAAGUUGGAGACUGUUGAUGGUGUUAAAAAAGUGGAUGUGGACUUAACCAAUCAAGUUGUAAGGGUUCUUGGAAUUUCACCUGUGAGGAUUUUGACUGAAGCCUUGGACCAGACUGGACGGAAGGCCAGAUUAAUUGGACAAGGUCUACCUGAUGAUUUUCUAGUAUCGGCUGCUGUUGCUGAAUUUAAAGGACCAUCUAUAUAUGGUGUUGUCCGCUUAGCCCAAGUUAACAUGGAACUAACUAGGAUAGAAGCCAGCUUCAGCGGUUUGCCCCCUGGAAAGCACGGUUGGUCGAUCAAUCAAUUUGGUGAUCUCACAAAGGGUGCUACAAGCACUGGAAAUAUCUUUAAUCCCUUGAAGGAUGAAAAAGAGCCACUGGGUGACCUGGGAACAUUAGAAGUUGAUGAAAAAGGCGAGGCGUUCUACUCUGGCACAAAGGAGAAGCUAAAAGUGGUGGACAUCAUUGGACGAGCCAUAGCGGUGUAUGGAAGUGAAGAUAAAUCAGAUGAGGGUAUUGCAGCUGCAGUCGUUGCUAGAAGUGCCGGAGUUGGUGAGAAUUACAAAAAGCUUUGCACUUGUGAUGGCACAACCAUCUGGGAAGCAACUGAUGCAGAUUUUGUUAGCAGCAAAAUUUAAGUUCUGUAUAUAGUAUAUUUGUAUGUAGUACUAUGUUUCAAUAUAUUAUCAACUUUUGUCUGAAAUAAAUGAUGUUGGAAAGUAUGCUACUGAGUACACCCUCCUAGAAUACAAGCAGCAAAAAUUAACGGCUUAAAGGGUGUAUUGUAUUUAUUUUAUUUUUAUAUAUUUAUUUAAAUAUGGUACAACAGCU
This is a messenger RNA of Salvia splendens (bonfire salvia), 1211 nucleotides long. RefSeq names its product copper chaperone for superoxide dismutase, chloroplastic/cytosolic. NCBI's taxonomy places the organism in Eukaryota, Viridiplantae, Streptophyta, Magnoliopsida, Lamiales, Lamiaceae. The transcript has 6 exons. Gene Ontology annotation, molecular function: copper ion binding. The record is from RefSeq and is a predicted model, not a curated record. The coding region runs from base 32 to 1018 and encodes 328 amino acids. Gene Ontology annotation, biological process: superoxide metabolic process.